This is a messenger RNA of Suillus paluster, 1082 nucleotides long. RefSeq lists its product as uncharacterized. The record is from RefSeq and is a predicted model, not a curated record. Gene Ontology annotation, molecular function: protein binding. Lineage: Eukaryota; Fungi; Basidiomycota; Agaricomycetes; Boletales; Suillaceae. Bases 308 to 565 code for a protein of 85 amino acids. The transcript has 3 exons.
UGAUACUCUCUCUGACAUCAUCGGUGUGCUGAAAAAUAUCCUCCCGCAUUCACAAGCAAUCGUGUGUCUAACAGCUGAUAGUACCCGAUGGUUAGCAGAUUCUAGACCUCGAACUCGAGCCAGACUCCCCAGUAUGAACCUCUCUAUCAUAGUCUGCCGUCGAGCUCGAAGGCCAGAGCAUCAGUGCCAUCAUCACCGAACCCCAACAGCAGCUAGAUGCAGUUGUCCACGAGAUCUCAAGCCUGGAAAUAGUCAUGGACAGUAUCAAAAAUCUUCACCAGCAAAUCGUCGAUCAGAACUCUAGUCCAUGGAUUUGCACAAGAGACUCAGGUCGGCGCUCUGGCGCUUGCCAACUGAACUCCUAUUCCACAUUUUUUACUUGUCGCCCACAUCAAAGCUGGCCCCCAUGCUGCUGACCAGGAUAUGUCGGCGAUGGAGGGAGGUUGCUGUGGGUAUGCCCAGUUUGUGGUGCAUGUUGUAUAUGCAACUCGACGACAGUGACUCAAUGCAGCGGGCAGGUUGCUACUAUGGCUCAAGCGAUCGCGAGGGUUUCCGCUCUCGUUAAAACUCGACUGCUUCGGAAAUAACUCAACCGAGCUACGAAGUUUUCUUCGGCCUUACAUCGAUCAAAUUUCGUUUCUCUCUAUCCGUCUGUCCCUACACGCGGUCCAACCUGAACUUCUGUUGACAGACCUCUCAGUACUUGAGGAGCUGACCAUACUUGGGGGGCUCAAUCUGGACAUUCCAGAAUCUAUUGCACAACCUAUCUCGCGACUACCGUCCACUCUGUGGUCUCAAUAUCGUUGGGUGGUCGUUCGACAUCGAGCGCAUAUCUUCUUACAAUCCUAUAUGGACCCACCUGACAAAUGUCGAUAUUGACAUACGUCAUCCGAAUGCAUUCCUCUACUUGCUCUAGCUAUGUCCCAACCUCCCCUCGUUAACGGUUUGCACAGAUUUCAUCCAAAUGCAAAGCUUAGAGCCAUUCACGCACACCGAAAUUCGAUCCAUAUGUAUCUAUUCUGUCUCUUCGGACACACGCCCUUAUCUGACCUGUUCGAUGCUCUAUCACUCCCCAAUUUACG